This is a messenger RNA of Peronospora farinosa, 1281 nucleotides long. Lineage: Eukaryota; Oomycota; Peronosporomycetes; Peronosporales; Peronosporaceae. The record is from the annotation of a GenBank genome assembly.
AUGAUUGAUACAGAGACGUCUUCACCUAUAGCUGGGAAUAAACGCGAUCGUAAAGAAGAAGGAGAGAAAGAAGAGACAAAUGAAAACAAUGCAGACGAAGAGGACGUGGUGACGCUCUUGGAUGUUCUCAAGCAAAACGAACACAUGACAGAGACGGCGGAUGCAGUGUUAGGCGAUGCCAGUGACACAUACUGUAGCUACCCAAUGGGAUACAUUCGUCAAGCAAUUUAUGCUUGUAUGACCUGCACUCCUGAUGCUUUGGAGAAGUCAGAGACACGUGCAGGUGUGUGUUUGGCCUGUACGUACAAGUGUCAUCAAGAUCAUGAGCUCGUGGAGCUCUAUACGAAGCGUGCGUUUCGCUGUGACUGCGGCAAUGAAAAGUUUCCUAAGACUAAUCCUUGCCAGCUGGAAGUGGCCAAGACAUCGACAAAUUCAAGAAACACUUAUUCGCAGAAUUAUGGAGGGAUAUAUUGCAAUUGUCAUCGACCGUAUCCCGAUCCAGAACGAACAACGAUGGAAAUUAUGGUGCAAUGUAUCAUUUGUGAAGACUGGCUGCAUGAGGAGCACAUUUUUAAGGAUGUUGUGAAGACACCUGAAAGUCAGACUGCUGAAAAGGAUGCAAUGGUUUUGACCAAGACGGAAAAAGAGCUAUCUACCGAUGGUGCUGUGGACCAAGCUACUGACUGUAAAGACAGUUUGGUGCCUGCAAACUAUGACGAGCUCAUCUGCUUUGAUUGUAUGAAGAAACACCCGUUUCUUAUGGCGUAUACGGUGGACAAUUGUGAUGUCGAAGGUAAAGAAGACGAGGAAACUAUCGCUGGUGGUGAUAGUGAUGCUUCCAAAGUGAAGCAAUCGGACAAGAAUGAAUGUGUGCUCAAGAAGAAGCAACAGCAAUUAGAGGCCAAGGGUUCAACGACCUUGCAGCCGACUUUCUGGUCGAGUGAGUGGCGCAAUGAUCUUUGCCAUUGCUCGUCGUGUACCACACUUUUGGAAAAGCAUGGUAUUCCUUUUCUACUGGAUCCUGAUGACGCGUUGCACGUGUAUGAAGCUAGCGCAAGGGAAAAGAAGACUGCUUCAGAUGAGGAAGUUGCUCAGCGCGCGUUUGCAAAGACACUUACACACGAGCAACAGGUGGAGGUUGCCAUGGGCUACAGUCUCAUGAAGACCAAUCUUCAGCAGUACCUUGCAAACUUUGCGACGGAAGGCAAGACUGUACGAAAAGAGGACAUCACGGAUUUUUUUAAGAGGCUGAGCCAAACCAAGCGUCAGAAAAUAGAGUAA